Messenger RNA from Sphaeroforma arctica JP610, 430 nucleotides. RefSeq lists its product as hypothetical. Lineage: Eukaryota; Ichthyosporea; Ichthyophonida. The record is from RefSeq and is a predicted model, not a curated record. The annotation marks the transcript as partial. The transcript is spliced from 2 exons.
AUGACCAACACCGACGCCCAAACAUCAGCUGUGGUGGGGGCGAUCCUCAAAAGUGACCAGGAAACAGGCGAGAAGCGAGAAGCGUAUGCCCUGGACGACACCAUCGUUGACACCACAUCGACAGCCUCAGGGCUGGACGAUGCUACCGCAAAAACCGCAACCGCAAAACCCGCAAGCAAUGCUCUGGGCAAGAAGAGCACUGUGUUCAUGACCAAGGAAGAGCGGGCGACUGGUGCUGUGGGGUGGUCUGUGUACCGUAGCUAUAUUAGGAAUGCCGGAGGAAUGUGGACGUUCAGUGUGCUGUUGUUCUGCCUAUUUAUGGAACGAGCUACCUACAUCAUGGCUGAUUGGUGGCUGGCCAUGUGGUCGUCGGCCGAAACAGGCCCACCGGAUAAUAACAUCGCACGCGCUGUGGGAUUGCCAGCUGGGG